Molecule: messenger RNA, 972 nt
Organism: Symphalangus syndactylus (siamang)
Lineage: Eukaryota; Metazoa; Chordata; Mammalia; Primates; Hylobatidae
Gene: CFAP68
Product: cilia and flagella associated protein 68
Biological process (GO): flagellated sperm motility
Cellular component (GO): nucleus
Source: RefSeq, a predicted model, not a curated record
CGCACCCAUGGCGCCCGGUUGUCUAGACGAACGGGUGCACCGACUCCCUGGGAGGAUAAUAACUAUGAGUGCAAAAGCAAGACGCCCACUUUCCUGUUCCGUCGCCCUUUCACCCCCUCGGGAAGAUCAAAGUGCCUUUAGCCCAAGCAUGGCCUUGAGCGACUUCAUCACACCUGCAUGAGGUCACAAGCAGUCACUAGCGCAGGGGGGUGAGGCGAGUUCUGAGUGAAAGAAACGGGGCGGGGCUGAGGCCAAGGAGAGGUUGGACUGUGUCUAGCAUGCUCCUGACGCAGAAGGUUUUGAAACUUUUUUCACCUCGUCCGAAAUGGCUGCCUCCCAGUGUCUCUGCUGCUCAAAAUUUCUCCUCCAGAGACAGAACCUCACCUGUUUCCUCACAAACCCACACUGUGGCAGCCUCAUUAAUGCAGAUGGCCAUGGUGAAGUGUGGACAGAUUGGAAUAAUAUGUCCAAGUUUUCCCAGUAUGGAUGGAGAUGCACCACUAAUGAGAAUACCUAUUCAAACCGUACCCUGAUGGGCAACUGGAACCAGGAAAGGUAUGACCUGAGGAAUAUCGUGCAGCCCAAACCCUUGCCUUCCCAGUUUGGACACUACUUUGAAACAACAUAUGAUACAAGCUACAACAACAAAAUGCCACUUUCAACACAUAGAUUUAAGCGAGAGCCUCACUGGUUCCCAGGACAUCAACCUGAACUGGAUCCUCCCCGAUACAAAUGCACAGAAAAGUCAACUUACAUGAAUAGCUAUUCAAAGCCUUAAAUUGGGCAUCACUCAGGAUAUGUAUAAGAUCUUAAUAUUGACUAAUUUCGCAUCCAGGUUUCUAAGAAAUGAUAAGAUAUUUCACUUUUCCAGAGUAAAAUGUAGGAGGGAGCACAUUCUAAGUACACCUAAAAAUUUAGCUCACUGUAACACAGUUUCACUCUCUGAAUAAAUAAAGCAAAAGACACAGAAAA